Mercenaria mercenaria is the source of this 786-nucleotide messenger RNA. Its product is annotated as adenine phosphoribosyltransferase-like. NCBI's taxonomy places the organism in Eukaryota, Metazoa, Mollusca, Bivalvia, Venerida, Veneridae. The transcript has 4 exons. Gene Ontology annotation, cellular component: cytoplasm. Gene Ontology annotation, biological process: adenine salvage; AMP salvage. Bases 78 to 608 code for a protein of 176 amino acids. Gene Ontology annotation, molecular function: adenine phosphoribosyltransferase activity; adenine binding; AMP binding. The record is from RefSeq and is a predicted model, not a curated record.
GUCUACGGUAUCAAUCACCCAAAUGAAAUAGUCCUAGUCACUGUGGAAGGCGUGCACAUCAAUUACCAGUGUUCAACAUGACAGAUCCAAGAAUAACAUCUGUAAAAGACCUGGUAGAACUGUGUCCUGACUUCCCAAAGCCUGGAAUAACAUUUCAGAACUUAUUUCCAGUGCUUAGAAAUCCUACUGUUUUCAAGGGGCUAAUAGAUGUUCUCGCUGAAGACAUUAAGUCCAAAUAUCCUGCCGUUGAAGUCAUUGUUGGUCUUGACUCGAGGGGUUUUCUGUUUGGUCCAAUGAUUGCCCAGGAGUUAAAUAUUGCCUUUGUACCUGUAAGGAAGAAAGGAAAACUUCCCGGAGAGACGCUUUGUGUUGAAUACACUUUGGAAUAUGGAAAGGAUGCAUGUGAAAUACAGAAGAACUCGAUACAGCCGGGACAAAAAGUUGUAAUAGUUGAUGAUUUAUUGGCAACAGGAGGUACUAUGCGGGCAGCGUGUGAUCUGGUGGAUGCUGCAAAGGCGGACAUUCUUGCUUGUGUUGUUGUUAUUGAAUUGAAAGGUUUAAAAGGAAAAGAUAGACUUAAAUAUCCACUUCUAUCGUAUAUCGACUAGUUUUAUUCUAUGUCGUUACAGUUUUCACUCCAUGUUAGAACUAUCAGUAACGGAGCUCUCAACAUAAUGUGCAGCGGAAAUAGAAGUUGGAUUCCUUUGUCAAAUAUUGUGUAAAAUGUGGCAGUAAUCAAUCAUAUCCGAGAGCACACUUUUUUGUAUAUUAAACUACUAAUAGAGA